AUGGCAGGCUCUAUCCGGGUCUCGCUCCCGGACAACGAAAGCACCGCGGGCGCGGCGGACGAGGACUCUUGUGGGUCCCAGGGCGGUUCUCCGGCGGAGCCGCGGCCGCGCCCGCAGAAGCGUCGCAGGAUUCCGGCCGCAUUUCUGCAGCUCGUUGAAUCCCGGUUAUCCCAGCUUGAGAGUGAUGUGCGUUCCUUGAAGAGCCAGCAAAGCGAGGGCGGCAGCGUCCCAGAUUCUGUCACGGUGGAUAGACGACCGAGCUUUCAGAGCCACCAGGCUCCAGCUACUUUCCACGAACCAGACUCUGGGGAGUCUGUCGUGAGUCCGGAUGCAACUGAUGGCAUUGGGUCCAUCGAAUUCACCAAGGAGGAUGACUCUGGAUACUAUGGGCCAUCCUCCAAUAUUGCAUUCACGCGCAAUAUCCGACGGGCUCUCUCCACACUGCUUUCCCAGAGUUUGGCACAGCGCUCCCACAGAGUGGGAUCAUCAGAUAGACCAUCACUGGAUGUAUCCCGUCCGCAGACACCGCACAAAGAAGCCGCAAGGCCGGCGGCUGAGGAGGCAGGUAGCUGGGCUGGCAGCUCUGGGCCCAGAAAUGACUGCCUGAGCCUGCCUCCUGAUGACGAGAUGGAUGCUCUCGUUGUCCGCUUCUUGAGGGACACAGGUGCUUUGUUCCCGUUUGUCCACCCUCACACCUUCAUGGAAACGUGCCGCCACACCAAGAGUAUCGGCUUCAGAAGGUCCCGGCGGUCGUGGUUGGGCCUGCUGAACUCCAUCCUCGCCAUGUCAAUCUUCACUUCUGGGAGCUGGAGCUCAACAGCAAUGGGAAGGGGUGCAAAAGCAGAGGUCUUCUUCACACGGGCCAAGGCUCUAUGUCUCGACCAGAUGCUGAGCGGCUCCAGCCUCGAGACAGUGCAAGCAAUGCUGCUGAUGAGCCAGUACCUGCAAGGGACCCACCGCUCGGUCAUGACCUGGAACAUGCAUGGUAUCGCCGUCAAGGCCGGCUUCCAGUUGGGCUUGCACUCCACGACCUCGCUGAAGGCGUAUACGCCACUCGAGCGGGAGACGCGGACACGAACGUGGUUUGCCUGCGCCAUGCUGGAUCGCACCCUGAGCAUGACCUUUGGCCGCCCGCCUGCGAUCCCAGACUCGUAUAUCCGCACACCGUUGCCGCAGCCUUACAGUGGAACAGACGUCCUGCCCACUGCUGAGGUCUCUGUGGACGAUGCUAUGAGCAUACACUUCUUCGUGUCAACAAUCACGCUGUACAAAAUCAUGUGGACCAUUAUCGACAGACUUUACGACUGCAACAUAGCACAUCCAGACAACAGUGUCCUCGAGAUCGAGCACCAGCUCUUGGAAUGGCAAGCCUCUCUCCCGCCUUUGUUCUCCCUGGCCAACCCCGCCGAAAUACGCAACGACAAUGACUUCUGCUUGGCAAGACGUUUCCGGGUCAUCCUCACGCUCCGGCAUCACAACGUCCGCCUUCUGGCCCAUCGACGCAUCUUUGACCUCUAUCUUGCUAGCAUUGAAAGGGGCCGAGGCUAUGAUGCCCACGAGUCGAUGCCCGUACAAAUCGGGGAGAGGAGCAAGAACGUCUGUCUCCAGACGGCUUCGGAAUUGAUCUCCAUUUGA
Molecule: messenger RNA, 1635 nt
Organism: Diaporthe citri
Lineage: Eukaryota; Fungi; Ascomycota; Sordariomycetes; Diaporthales; Diaporthaceae
Exons: 6
Coding region: 1-1635 (544 amino acids)
Biological process (GO): DNA-templated transcription; positive regulation of transcription from RNA polymerase II promoter by galactose
Cellular component (GO): nucleus
Molecular function (GO): DNA-binding transcription factor activity, RNA polymerase II-specific; RNA polymerase II cis-regulatory region sequence-specific DNA binding; zinc ion binding
Source: RefSeq, a predicted model, not a curated record